Molecule: messenger RNA, 2277 nt
Organism: Entamoeba dispar SAW760
Lineage: Eukaryota; Evosea; Mastigamoebida; Endamoebidae
Exons: 1
Coding region: 1-2277 (758 amino acids)
Source: RefSeq, a predicted model, not a curated record
AUGUCUGAAAAUGAUGGCAUAUAUCAAGGAAAAUCUCUUUCUACUUUUUCACAAUCAAAAUCUAAAACAUUGAUUUUUCACAAGGACCAAGAGACAAGUUCUUUUGUUAAUGUUUUUGACAACCCCAAAAGAAAAGUCAUAGAAAAUAUUGAUUCUUCAAAUGAUAUAAAAAAAGACAUUUCUACUUCUAAUCUUUCUACUGAAUCAUCUGGAUUUGAUUAUUCUACUGAACUUAGUGAUAUACAAGUUCUUGAUAUCGAAGUUUAUGAAGAUUAUCCAAUUUUUGAAGAAGAAAAAGAUUCAUUAAUAAAACUAUAUCAUUACAUGAUGAAAAGAAAAUCACUUAGAAAGAAAAACGUUAACAAGGACCAAUCUAAAAGUCAGUUAACUUCAACAACAUUAAGCUUUAUACUCUUUUUAGAUUUUCUUCACUUAUAUAUUAGCAUGGUAAAGCUCCAUUUAUUUUCAGGGUUCUAUGAAUAUUAUGUAUUAGUAUUUCUAUUUUCUUUUCUCUUAAUGAUUUCAAUGCAUUAUUCAAAUCCAAUUCUGAUUUAUUUAUUUACAUUACUUUAUAUUUUUAUUUAUUGCUAUACUUUAAUCAGCAAUAUUCUAAUCACAGGAACUGAUGAAUCACCGGAUAAAAAUCAGUCAAAAAAUUGGUAUGGAUUUAUUAUUCCAUUAGUACUUGUCCUUUUCUUAGGAGUUAUUUUUUAUAAGUGGAUAUAUCCUUUACUUUAUAAAUUAAUUUCAUCAUUACUUAAAUCACGAUUUUCUAUCAGAAAAAUUGUAAGUAAAAAAACUCAAAAAACUAAAUAUGAGUUUGAUCAUGGAAAAUAUUUGUUCAUGAUUAAUGAAUUUGAUCAAAACAAUUUAAACAGAACAAGUGGAUUUGGAACAUGGAUAGAUAACUCUUUUCAUGGAGAAAGAUUAGAAGGAUAUUUUGAUAAUGCUAUUCCUGUUGGUCCAUUCCAUUCAGUUGAAAGUAAAACACCAAAUAUAUUUAAGUCAAUUAGAAUAAUAUUUGCGUCAAAUUCUGGUGGUAAAUUAUUUAUUGAAAAGACAAAAUUAGGAUAUGGAGUUGCUUCAGUAGAGUGUUGUGUUAGUGGAACUUUUUAUAAACACUAUCCAUUAGUUCAUUAUAUUACAGAAAAAAAAGAGUGUAAUUGUAGAAAACGAGAAUGUUUUUGUAUAAGUAACAUUCUUAAAAAUCAUUUAUAUUUUCAUUUAGAAGAAAAUAAACCUGUUUCAAAUAUUAGUGUUAUGGUAGAUCAAAAAGAAAAUUGCUUGUUUAUUCCUGGUUAUUAUUCAAAACAUGCUAAAAAAAGAAAAGAAGUAACAAUAACAGUAAAAGAUUUAAAUAAUGAAAAAACAUUAGAAGUAGAUUCUCAUUGGGUUAAACGAUGUGGUUCAGUUGCUGAAGGAAAUAUAGAAGUACUUCUAUUUAUUCAUGGACUUGAUCAUACUUUGUAUGAUGCUCUUCGAAGAAUGGGUCAAAUGCUUGCACUAGGAAAUUUCCCACAACACAUUCUUCCAUUAGUAUUUAAUUGGCCGUCUUCUCAAAACGCUGCUUGUUAUUAUUGUGCAGCAAAUAAUGCAUGUGAUAGAAAUCAGCAUAGAGACUUUUUCAAUUUUUUAAAAUCCUUGCAAAAUGCAGGUGUUAAAAGAAUUCAUAUAAUGUGUCAUUCUCUUGGUUCUAAAUUCUUUAUGCAAAGUUAUUUAUUGGUUCAAUCAUUAUUUAAAAAAGUUUCUAAAAAUUCUACAAGAUAUUCUACAUAUGGAACUUCUUCUGAUAUUAGUGAAGGAGAAAUAAAUGAAGACAUUGAACAAGGAAAUAUUAAAAUGGAAUUUGCUAAUCUAAUUUUACUUAAUUCUGAUUAUGAAGUUGAAACAUUCGUUGAAGAUUAUAAUGAAUUAAAGGAACGAUGUGAACAUAUCACAAUUUAUGCUGAUCAAAGAGAUUCUGCAUUACAUAUAAGUAAUUUUCUUACAAAAAAAGAACGAUUAGGAGCCCGAACCACACCAUUAGAAUAUAAUGGUGAAGUUUUAGAUAAAAUUGAUAUUAUUGAUACAUCAGAGUUAGAUAGAAAUAUUAAUGAAGCACGACAUGGAUUUUUUAAUAUUAAUAAAAUGAUGAUUGAUGAUCUUUUUGAUAUAAUUGUUAAUUCUAAAUCUGCUUCUUCUCGAGUAACUCGUUUAGUGAAUGUCAACGGAACCUAUAGGUUUUCGCUUCUUCCUUCUUUUUCUCAAAUGAGGUUUUCACAAGUAGAGCAAAAGUGA